AAAGAACACCGAUUCCGGUAUUGAGGCACUCUCCCGAUACGAGUUGUUGGGCUAUGGCUGGCAUUGGAUUACGAGAUGCCGUCCACAAUCCACGCGUAUCUCAACAAUCAUUGCUAAUUCAGCUGUACUAAUACAGACAGAUCUCCUCGGUACCCUUAUCCGCCCGAAGUGGUGAGUUACGGAAGCCUGAACUUCCCGAACACUUUCUUUUUCCUUUCUAUUUUCGUCCGAGCGAUGCCGGCGUGGAUCCCGUGACUGUUCAUGCUCCGUACUCCGAACGGAGUCAGAGUCAUAGUACGGAAGUCCUUGUUCCGAUGCUCAGGAGUGCCUGUGCUCCAUUGGUGAUAAUGUUGCUUUUACUGGGCACCGGGAUCGGAGUCGAUCGUUGACCGAGAUAUCACUUACCGCAUGGGGAAACCCCAAAUGAAGUCAUGAUGUGCUCAAGCUCCGGGAGUAUGCGAAAUGCAUUUUAUCUUCAUGUGCUAUUUGCAAAGAUUGUCAUUUAUAAUUCUUCGUUUCUUCCAUUUACUUUCUAUGGUCAAUACGGCUUUGAAAUGACGCUGCUGGCAUUGAGUCGACCGCUGUCCCGGCGUGCGGGUUUACACCAGCUCCAUAUACAAAGAGCGCGCUUCUCAACGACUAAACUAGCAUCAGCUGCGCAAGUCGGACACUCGACAGCAAUCGCACAAUCAGACAUAAAUCGCGAACGAGUCAUUAUCCUUGGGUCCGGUUGGGGAGGAUACAGCUUCUCGCGCAGACUAUCCUCAGACUCCUUCUCGCCGCUUAUCAUCUCCCCGAGAUCCUACUUCGUCUUCACGCCACUCCUUACCGACGCUGCUAGCGGUGCGCUCGAUUUCUCGAAUAUCGUUGAACCCGUGCGGGAUUCCAAGGCGAAGGUCGAUUUCAUUCAGGCGGCUGCGCGGGCGGUCGAUUUUAACAAGAAGACUGUGCUGUGUGAAUCGACGGUGAUUAAGAGUGGUGUUACGGAAUCACCGCGGACACAUGAGGAUGAGCGGUUACAGGAGGAAGGCCCUGAGACUACAAGUUACCGGCCUAUGACAGAGGCGCGGAGAUGGGAGCAGGGAGAGAUGUUCGAGGUUCCGUAUGACAAACUGGUCAUCGCAGUGGGCGCAGUGAGCAAGACAUUCAAGACACCCGGUGUACGACACAACGCCAUGUUCUUUAAAGAUAUCGGCGACGCACGCCGCGUCAAGCGUCGCGUACGAGAAUGCUUCGAACUAGCCGUACUCCCGACAACCUCCUUAGAAAUGCGCAAGCACCUACUACAUUUCGCCAUCGUCGGCGCCGGUCCUACAGGCACAGAGCUAGCAGCGAACCUCCGCGACUACAUCUACCAAGACGUGGUCCGUCUAUACCCAGCUCUCGAAGGCAUCCCGCGCAUCUCGCUCUACGACGUCGCCCCCAAAGUUCUCUCCAUGUUCGACGAGUCCCUCUCCCGCUACGCAAUGGAUACAAUGCAAAAAGAAGGCAUCGAGAUCAAAACCUCCCAUCACGUCAAGGGUCUCCGCUGGGGCGCACCCGGCGAUCCACCACCGUAUGACAUGGACCCGAAACGCUGCCUAACCCUUUCAACCGAGGAAGAAGGCGAAGUCGGCACCGGCAUGUGCGUAUGGGUUACAGGAAACGCAAUGAACAAAUUCGUUUCGCGCGCCCUACAGGAUCUCAACACCCUCCCCACAGACUCCGUACUCAUGAAAGACGGCUCAAAACCACCCACCGAGGUAACAAACACAACCUGGCACGUGAAAAAAGCCCCCAAAGUCGGCGCCUUACUCGUCGACGGCCAACUCCGCAUGCAGCUCGAAAACGACCACGGCCAGACAGCAGUCAUGCAAGAUGUCUUCGCAAUGGGCGACAAUGCCAUGCCCGAGACCGGUGCCCCACCAGCCACCGCGCAGGCAACCUUCCAAGAAGCCAAAUGGCUCGCUACCCGGUUCAACAAGGGCGAUAUCCAGCAAUCCGGGCCAUUUUCGUUCCGGGAUCUGGGAUCGCUGGCGUAUAUCGGGGACGCUAAUGCGUUGAUGCAGAUCCCGCACGAAAGGGACGGGUAUGGGUAUCUGCCGCAGGGGUUGACGGGGCGGACCGCGGCACUUGUGUGGAAUUGGGCGUAUGCGACGAUGAGUAUUAGCUGGAAGAACAAGAUAAGAGUUGUGUUUCGGAGGUUGUUGAACAAGAUGUAUGGACGGGAGGUGUCGAGGUAUUAGCAUGUACACACUAGUAACAUCUAGCCGGCCAAUCAACCAUAUUCACCCACUAAAAGACUAAAGAGACUGUUCCGCAACGCAGCCUAUUCUCCAUCUUCCUGGUAGGUGAAUGAGCACAUGCACGGCUUUUACCCUUGCUUCAAUGCUGGGUGGUAUCUUUCUUCCCUCUCAGUGGCUGUGAAUUGGACGCUUGCUUGCCACAU
Messenger RNA from Aspergillus glaucus CBS 516.65, 2428 nucleotides. Its product is annotated as putative pyridine nucleotide-disulfide oxidoreductase. The record is from RefSeq and is a predicted model, not a curated record. Bases 435 to 2225 code for a protein of 596 amino acids. Gene Ontology annotation, molecular function: NADH dehydrogenase activity. The transcript has a single exon. NCBI's taxonomy places the organism in Eukaryota, Fungi, Ascomycota, Eurotiomycetes, Eurotiales, Aspergillaceae.